Molecule: messenger RNA, 894 nt
Organism: Lodderomyces theae
Lineage: Eukaryota; Fungi; Ascomycota; Pichiomycetes; Serinales; Debaryomycetaceae
Exons: 1
Coding region: 1-894 (297 amino acids)
Cellular component (GO): membrane; cytoplasm
Source: RefSeq, a predicted model, not a curated record
AUGCCUAUACAGUUAACAGAAGAUGAUUCGGACUCACCUAAUAGAAAGCAUCCGCUUACGAGACUAGUUAACAGCGUGCGAUGUUACAAUAUCCCACUAUUAAAUUUCCUAAUCAUUUUAAUCUUGGGUACAUUUUUAUAUAAAUUGACAACAAAGUAUACAAAUUUGUACAUGAAAUCAUCAUUGGUAACUAUCAUUGUGACAAAUUUGGUGCUUUACGGAAUUUCCGAGAGUUUAGCGCAGCUGAUUUUGAGCUAUCGACCGGGGCAACCAAUGAUCUCGUUUCGAUUCAACGACCCUACGCAACCAAUUGCACUUGACGUUGAAGAAAACACCGGCAUGGAGCAGGAAGAUGCUGGAACCGAUGAUGAUGAUGAUGUUAGUGUUGAUGAUCAAGGUUUGGACCGUUUCAUUGACUAUCUACGAAGAGAUCACGAAGGCGAUCAAGAGCAAGAUCGUUUCAACAAUGAUCUAAUAACGUUCGUUCCGAUGACGUAUUUCCAAUUCAACCGCUUGGCUGGGUUCAUGUGCUGGGGGUUCAUUAUGGGAUUUGUUCAGUGCUGGUGGUACAAGUUCCUCCAAAUAUAUUCCAAAGAUCCUAAAUUCAUUGAAGUUUUGAGAAAGGUUAUGACUGAUCAAUUUUGCUUCUCACCAAUUUCACUAUUUUGCUUCUUUACUUAUGGUACAAUGGUAUUAGAGAACGGGACUUGGGAAGAUACUAAAAAGAAGUUGAGCGCCAUUUAUUUAAAAACUUUAAUGAUCAACUACUCAGUUUGGUUUCCUAUACAAUUUAUCAAUUUUUUGAUUGUACCACGGGAUUUCCAAGUUCCAUUCAGCUCGUCAAUUAGUGUUUUAUGGAACUGUUUCUUGUCAAUGAGGAACUCAGCAAGUUAA